CUAACAUAUAUUCACACACCAAACUUUCAUUUCUUUUGUUUUGUGUCCUGAAAACACUUUCCCCUUUUUUAUUCCAUAUUAUUAUGUUCCUGAAAAAGAGAAAGAAGAAGAAGAAGAAAUAGUAAAGAGAUGGUGGUGCUGCGGAAAGUAGGAAAGUAUGAAGUAGGAAGAACAAUCGGAGAAGGAACAUUUGCAAAAGUGAAAUUUGCUCAGAAUACUGAAACUGGUGAAAGUGUUGCCAUGAAAUUACUUGAUCGUUCCACUAUUAUCAAACAUAAGAUGGUUGAUCAGAUCAAAAGAGAGAUAUCCAUAAUGAAGUUGGUUAGACAUCCCAACGUUGUUCGGCUGCACGAGGUACUGGCCAGCCGUACAAAAAUUUACAUAAUUUUGGAAUUUAUCACAGGUGGUGAGCUAUUUGAUAAAAUUGUCCACAAUGGACGGCUCAGUGAAGCAGAAUCUCGAAGAUUCUUUCAGCAACUAAUUGAUGGUGUAGAGUAUUGCCACAGUAAAGGGGUAUACCACAGAGAUCUGAAGCCUGAAAAUCUUUUGCUGGAUUCCCAAGGAAAUCUAAAAAUUUCGGAUUUUGGACUCAGUGCAUUGCCUGCAGAGGGUGUCAGCAUCCUUCGAACAACUUGUGGGACUCCUAACUAUGUUGCACCCGAGGUACUCAGUCACAAAGGUUACAAUGGUGCAUUGGCUGAUGUAUGGUCGUGUGGUGUCAUCCUAUAUGUGUUAAUGGCUGGAUACCUCCCAUUUGAUGAAAUGGAUCUAACGACAUUGUAUAACAAGAUUGAUAAAGCUGACUUUUCAUGCCCAACAUGGUUUCCAGUAGGAGCAAAAUCAUUAAUUAAUCGAAUAUUAGAUCCAAAUCCCGAUACACGAAUUUGUAUUGAAGAAAUAAAGAAUGAUGAAUGGUUCAAAAAGAAUUACGUUCCUGCUAGACUUUGUGAGUAUGAAGACGUUAAUCUUGAUGAUGUAAACGCUGUUUUUGAUGACUCUGAGGAAGAACGGGCUGAUGAACAACAAACAGAUGAAGACACAGGUCCUUUAUCAGUAAAUGCAUUCGAUAUGAUAAUUCUAUCUCAAGGCCUGAACCUGUCUUCGAUGUUUGACCGUGGUCAGGACUCUGUGAAGCACAUAACUCGUUUUGUUUCUCAAAAACCGGCAAAGAUUGUUUUAUCAAGUAUGGAAGUUGUUUCUCAGUCGAUGGGUUUCAAGACACACAUUCGUAACUACAAGAUGAGAGUAGAAGGGCUGUCUGCUACUAAGAAGUCCCAUUUCUCAGUUAUUUUGGAAGUUUUUCAAGUUACCUCCAAUUUUGUCAUGGUUGACAUUCAGAAAGCAGCUGGAGAUGGUGAUGAGUACCUUAAGUUCUAUAAGAAUUUCUGCAACAAUCUUGAGGAUAUCAUCUGGAAACCACCUAAUGAACAUCAGGGAAAAUCCAAGAUUACAAAAACAAAGAGCAAACGACGUUAAUGGCCAAGACUUUUAACCCCCUCCUACCUCCAAAAGAACAGAAGAAUGUCAAUCUGAAGUUGAUGAGCGUUAGUUGACUGAAUUCCGUAGGUGUAUAAACCCGAGAGUACAGGUUUAAUGUUUGGUGUUAAUGUGUUUUUUAGACCCUAUUGUGUAUGUAGAAAGCAUUGUAAUGAACGGAUGAUAUAUAUUUGUUUUGUUUGAAGAACCCAAAAAUGAUAUGAUUUCAAAGGAUGAGCCCACCAUCUAAUCUCCA
Molecule: messenger RNA, 1732 nt
Organism: Erigeron canadensis
Lineage: Eukaryota; Viridiplantae; Streptophyta; Magnoliopsida; Asterales; Asteraceae
Product: CBL-interacting serine/threonine-protein kinase 8
Exons: 15
Coding region: 130-1476 (448 amino acids)
Biological process (GO): protein phosphorylation; signal transduction
Molecular function (GO): ATP binding; protein kinase activity
Source: RefSeq, a predicted model, not a curated record